AUGUCUUCCAUCUCCAGCGUCCAGAAUGGCAACGAAAACACCCUUGCCAUUCCUGGAUCUGAGGAUGAUGGCCCCAUCGAGGUGCCUGCUACCCGCUCUGCUAUCUCUGAGGCCAGCAAGUACAUGCACAACCUCAGCGUGUCUCCCUCCAUGAGGGACCGCAGAUCCUCCCGCAACUCUUUCGGCACAGCCCUCCCCAUCCCCCGCAAGCGUCAGUCGCGUCUCUCGUCUGUGCACCAUGCCGACGGUCUCCCUGCGCGUCCGGGCAUGCCCCCGAUCCAGCCUACCCGGGAGCUCCUCGUUUCUCAGGUUCAGAGCAUCCAGGCUGAGAAGGUCAAGAAGGCCAAGAACAUGGCCUUUGCCUUUGACAUUGACGGUGUGCUCGUCCAUGGCGACCGUCUUAUCCCCGAGGGUCGCAAGGCUCUUGAGAUCUUGAACGGAGACAACGAGCUCGGUAUCAAGAUCCCCCACAUCUUCCUCACAAACGGAUCUGGCAAGAUCGAGAAGGCCCGCUGCGAACAGCUCUCCAAGAUCCUCAAGAACCCCGUCAACACCGACCAGUUCAUCCAGUCCCACACACCCAUGAGUGCUCUGGCCGAGUACUACAGCACUGUCCUUGUCGUCGGUGGCGAGGGUUACCGAUGCCGCGAGGUCGCUGAGCAGUAUGGCUUCCGCAACAUCGUCGUCCCCAACGACAUUGUCGCUUGGGACCCUACUGUUGCUCCCUACCGUGUCUUUACCGACGAGGAGCGAGCUACCUCUCGUCCUCGUGACUUUACCAAGAUCUGCAUUGAGGCUAUCAUGGUCUUCUCCGACUCUCGGGACUACGCGACCGACAUGCAGAUCAUCAUGGAUGUCCUCCGCAGUAAGAACGGUCGCCUUGGCACUAUCGCCGAGGACCCCGUUGCUGAGCGCAUCCCCAUCUACUUCUCCCAGGGCGAUCUCCUCUGCCCUACUGAGCACCCUAACCCCCGUAUGUCCCAGGGAGCUUUCCGCAUCGGUCUUGAGGCCAUGUACAAAGCCCUCACUGGUGUCGACCUCGAGCGUGUCGUCUACGGCAAGCCCGAGCUGGCUACUUACAAGUACGCCGACGACGUGCUCACCUCUUGGAUGGGCGAACUCCACGGCGAGGAGAAGCUUCCCCAAAACAUCUACAUGAUUGGCGACAACCCUGCGUCUGACAUCAUCGGUGGCAACAUGUACGGCUGGAACACGUGCCUGGUGCGAACCGGUGUCUUCCAGGGCGGCGACAACGAUGAGAACAACCCUGCCAACUUUGGCGUCUUCCCCAACGUCCUUGAGGCUGUCAAGAAGGCGCUGCGACAGGAGCUCGGCAGCGACUUCAAGUGCUUCUUUGACGAGACUGUGAACCCUGUCCUGCACGCCGACGCCCACGACGGCGCCGCUGUGGUUUAA
Messenger RNA from Fusarium vanettenii 77-13-4, 1416 nucleotides. RefSeq lists its product as uncharacterized. Bases 1 to 1416 code for a protein of 471 amino acids. NCBI's taxonomy places the organism in Eukaryota, Fungi, Ascomycota, Sordariomycetes, Hypocreales, Nectriaceae. The transcript has a single exon. The record is from RefSeq and is a predicted model, not a curated record. Gene Ontology annotation, cellular component: mitochondrion. Gene Ontology annotation, biological process: glycerophospholipid biosynthetic process.